Molecule: messenger RNA, 1584 nt
Organism: Actinia tenebrosa (Australian red waratah sea anemone)
Lineage: Eukaryota; Metazoa; Cnidaria; Anthozoa; Actiniaria; Actiniidae
Product: STAGA complex 65 subunit gamma
Cellular component (GO): SAGA complex
Molecular function (GO): transcription coactivator activity; protein heterodimerization activity
Source: RefSeq, a predicted model, not a curated record
GCAUGGAUUCAGACAUGGCGAACGAACCUUUAUGGGGAGAAGUUGAAGAAAUUUCUUCCAAAACACCUAGUUCUCUCAUCGAUGCUAUCGAAAUGAAGGCAGUAGACUAUGAACUACCUCGUCUACAUCAACCAUCAUCUGAAAACUGCCCACCGAAAGACGAGUUGCCUUCAGAGUUCCUCCCAUCGGUUAAAUGUCCUUUGGAUCGACACAAACAAAACAUUAUGCUUCACUCCAUUGAACUACAGUAUCAUAAACGUCGAAUGAGACUUAUAUUGAUGGCGGCUCAGCAUCAGCAAGCGGAUUCCGCGAAGACAGAUACAAGUGAGCAUGUACAUCAACCUCUACCAGCACACCCUUCCAAACCAAGCAGAUUUUGUGCCAGUCAGGGUAUUAUCACUCCACCAACACAUUCUACUCUGAUAUCUAGAAUGCACUCUCAACCCAGCCUUCAUGAUCAACCACCACCAUUAGUUUACCCUCGUCUUGAUAGUUCAUCAAACCGACAGCUUUUACUAAGAUCUGUGGCUUCUAUUUGUGCUUUUUCAGGAUUCGAAAUGUGUAAUGAGGCAGCAUUGGAGUCUCUGACAGAUAUCCUUCAUGACUUCAACACAAGAUUCUGUAAACUUCUUAGAGCUGCUGUGGAUGACGAGGCAAUGACUGGAGGAACACCAUUCCCAGAUGUAAUUGAUGGUGCUCUUCAUGAAAUUGGUAUUGGGGGAAUAUCUACACUACAGAAAUAUUGGAAUAACAAUGUCCAGGAAUAUGCUUUGAGACUUGAGAAAGAGGAUGAUCAAUUAAUACAAGAAUACCAACAGUUAUCAGAUCCUUUGACAAGAACCUCUUUCCAUGAAGAUACUUCUAGCAAUUUUCCUUCUGUAAAAAUGGAAGAAGAAGUGGAGGGCAAAUACUCUUCAUCUCUGGCUUUCAGAACCAUGUCAGGGAGUGAUCAAAAUUCUGAAUGCUCAGGCACGAGUCCCUAUGGAACCGCAGUCCCUUCGAAUGGUGCAGCCACUGCUGAGGUGAACAGUGACCCAAGUUCACCACACUGGACAAUGCAUUAUAAGACGGAACCUGUAGAAGAGGGUUAUGAGGACCCAAUAUCUGUUGUACCUGCAACUCCACAGCCUACUUCGUGAUGCUGAUGUGCAGAUAAUGGCYAAAGGUCAUCGCACUGGACAAUGCAUUAUAAGACGGAACCUGUGGAAGAGGGUUAUGAGGACCCAAUAUCUGUUGUACCUGCAACUCCACAGCCUACUUCGUGAUGCUGAUGUACAGAUAGUGGCCAAAGCUCAUCGCACUGGACAAUACAUUAUGAGAUAGAACCCUCAGAAGAGGGGUAUGAGGACCCUAUAUCUGUCGUACGAGCAACUCCACAGCCUGCCUUGUAAUGCUGAUGUGCAGAUAGUUACUUGUAGAGUUAUUUAUUCAAGAAGAAGAAUAAAAAGAAGAAGAAGAAGAACUUAAGAAGCGUAAAAGGCAUAUCCUCAAAAAAAAAAAAAAAGAGAGAGAGAGUAGUAAAUUGUGAUGUAGUCUGUACACGGACGAGGGGUUGAAUUCUUGCCUAAAUUAACUAGUGUAUAA